Leptosia nina is the source of this 1281-nucleotide messenger RNA. NCBI's taxonomy places the organism in Eukaryota, Metazoa, Arthropoda, Insecta, Lepidoptera, Pieridae. The record is from the annotation of a GenBank genome assembly.
AUGAACGAUUCCAAAGCCUACGUUACAUUCUCGUGCCAACGAUGCUUGCAGCCACUUAAACUGGACGAAUCUUUAAACAAUCUUGGAGAACACACUAUUGCUGAUUUAACUCUUCAAAUACGAAGGAACAACGAGGCAGACCUUGAUUUACAAUCAUCGAGCUUAGAACAUUAUGUUCCACCUUUUCGUAUGUUGGAUUCUGGCAACGGAGCUAAUGGGUUUAUGGUGAUUUCUGAUGGCUGGGAAACUACAUCAUUAGGCCAUCAGUUGCAUGUAAAAGGAACAUUGUUUGAUUUGUUAUCUAACAAUUCUGACGUUGACCAUCCAUUAUGUGAUGAAUGCACUGAUACACUUCUAGAAUUGAUGGAUAAUCAGCUAAAGAUCACAGAAGCUGAGUGGAAGGACUAUAAUGACUAUUUGAAAAAGUUGGAGGAUGAUAAAGAAGAUUUAAAUUUAGAAGGCCUUGAAAAAGAAUUGUGUGAUUGGAAAGAAGAAGAAAAUAGAUUGUUACAAGAGUUGUCAGCAUUACAAAAGGAGGAAAAAGCUAUGAAAGAUGAAAUAGAGGUUCAGGAGAAAGAAAAAGAAAGAUUAGAAUUAGAACAAGAUAUAUAUUGGAAAGAAUACACCAGAUAUCGCAAAGAUUUGAUGACAACAGAAGAUCAAAUGAAAUUCUAUGAGUGUCAACUGGCAUAUACUCAAGCACAACUGGAAAAGCUGAAGAAAACAAAUAUAUUUAAAGCAACAUUUCAUAUUUCAGAUUCAGGUCAAUUUGGUAUAAUAAAUAAUUUUAGACUCGGUCGUUUGCCUACAGCACCAGUUGAUUGGUCUGAAAUUAAUGCAGCGUGGGGUCAGACCGUUUUGCUUCUCUCUUCAUUGGCAAGGAAGAUAAACUUCUGCUUUCAGCGAUAUCGGCUAGUUCCAUAUGGAAAUCAUUCUUACAUUGAAGUUUUAGAAGAUCAGAAAGUUUUACCCCUUUAUGGUUCUGGAGGUUUUCGCUUUCUAUGGGAUACAAAGUUUGAUGCAGCUAUGGUUGCUUUUUUGGAUUGUCUUCAGCAAUUUAAAGAACAAGUGGAAAAGGGGAAUACAGGGUUUUGUUUGCCCUACAGAAUAGAUAAAGGAAAAAUUGAAGAUACCGCUUCACCACCACAUGCCUAUUCCAUAAAAAUACAAUUUAACUCGGAGGAACAUUGGACUAAAGCCCUUAAGUACAUGCUGACCAAUUUAAAAUGGGCGCUCACUUGGAUUUCUUCUCAGUUCAGUGAGGAUAAGGUGGAUGGAUAG